UUAGGAGCGGUCUCGCUGCGCGUCUCCAUCUCUUUCUCUUUCUCUACCGACUCGUCCGCCUUUGGCCUUGUCGCACGAGCUGCAGCUUUGGCUUUGCUGUCGCCGAGGAGCUGAACAGAGGCUGACGCGGACGUCAUUUGCAAUUCAAACGUCUCCUAGUUGGCUGAAAGAAGCCCUGUAACCACCGCUGUGUGCGAUGCUGAGGCUGCUGCUUUUGGCCGCUCUCGCCGGGUUCGUCCGGGGCAGCGAUGUGCUGGAGUUCACGGAUGACGACUUCGAAAGCAAGAUCGGAGACCACGAACUGAUUCUCGUGGAGUUUUUUGCCCCAUGGUGUGGUCACUGUAAGCGGCUAGCACCCGAGUACGAGUCAGCUGCCACGCGUCUGAAAGGCACCGUCGCCCUGGCCAAGGUUGACUGCACAGCUAACAGCAACACUUGCAGCAAAUAUGGUGUGAGUGGCUACCCGACCCUGAAGAUCUUCAGGGAUGGAGAGGAAACUGGACCUUAUGAUGGCCCAAGAACUGCAGAUGGUAUUGUCAGCUUCCUGAAAAAGCAGGCUGGCCCAGCUUCUGUAGAGCUGAAGGCUGAGGAAGACUUUGAGAAGUUUGUUUCAGAUCAAGACGCAAGCGUUAUUGGAUUCUUUGCUGAUGACAAGAGCACAGCACAGACAGAGUUCCUCAAGGCAGCCAGUGCCUUGCGGGACAACUACCGCUUCGCCCACACCAACUCUGAAGCUCUUCUCAAGAGCCACGAUGUCGACGGGGAGGGAGUUGUCUUGUUCCGUCCACCGCGACUCGGCAACAAGUUUGAAGACGGCUCAGUCAAAUUCACUGAGGAAAAGUUUACCAGCAACAAAAUCAAAAAGUUCAUCCAGGACAACAUCUUUGGAAUCUGUCCCCACAUGACAGAUGACAACAAAGACCAGCUGAGGGGCAAAGAUCUGCUGGUGGCUUAUUAUGAUGUUGAUUAUGACAAAAACCCCAAAGGCUCCAACUACUGGAGGAACAGGGUGAUGAAGGUGGCAAAGAGCUUUCUCGAUCAGGGCAAGAAGCUGAACUUUGCUGUUGCCAACAAGAACGCGUUCAACCACGACGUGUCCGAGUUCGGCCUGGAUGGAAGCUCAGGGGAGCUGCCCGUUGUGGCCAUCCGCACUGCCAAGGGAGACAAAUACGCCAUGAGUGAGGAGUUCUCACGUGAUGGAAAAGCUCUGGAGCGUUUCCUGCAGGACUACUUUGAUGGCAAGUUGAAGCGCUACCUCAAGUCUGAGCCCAUCCCUGACAACAACGAUGGACCUGUCAAGGUCAUUGUGGCCGAGAACUUCGACUCCAUUGUCAACGACGACAGCAAAGAUGUCCUGAUUGAGUUCUACGCGCCGUGGUGCGGACACUGCAAGAACCUGGAGCCUAAAUACAAGGAGCUGGGAGAGAAGCUGGCAAACGAUCCCAACGUUGUCAUCGCCAAGAUGGACGCCACGGCUAACGAUGUGCCGUCUCCCUACGAAGUCAGCGGUUUCCCAACAAUUUACUUCUCUCCAGCUGGACGUAAGACGAGCCCAAAGAAAUAUGAGGGAGGUCGCGAGGUCAACGACUUCAUCUCCUACCUGAAGAGGGAGGCCUCCAACCCACUGGUCAUGCAGGAGGAGCCCAAGAAGAAGAAGAAGAAGGAUGAUGACAAGUCAGAGCUAUAAAGGCUCCAUUGAGGAACUCAGCAGCCCCUCCUCAGAACAGUCGUGGUGAAAGCCACGCAGAGAAAGAACUAAAUUAUAUUCCACUCUUAGUGAACUACCGAAUGCUCUGAAGCCCAAGUCGAAAAGACUCGGCCCCUUUAGGUCCUCUGCUGAUCUGGGAAACUGUGGAUGGUGAAGGAGUGUUGGUCAGGGCCUGCCUAGGUUAAAAACCUGUCCAUUUUUAGGGAAACGGGGACAGCUUUUGCAAAAUUGAGAUUUUAAUUUCCCCUUUUCUGUCUACCACACCUCAGACUGAUGCACUUUGGUUUCACACCGGUUUCUAGUCAUCUGUCGCUGUAGUUUUGUUGUUGUUGUCAUCAUCACAGGGGAUCAUGGUAAUGGUGAAUUCCUUUUUCUUGUGUGUUUUUGUAACACAUUUUUGUUUUUGUACAUUUGGAAGGAUUGUGAAAUAAAAAGUCCCACAAAACCCAGA
Betta splendens (Siamese fighting fish) is the source of this 2159-nucleotide messenger RNA. It is a transcript of the gene pdia3, whose product is annotated as protein disulfide isomerase family A, member 3. The transcript is spliced from 13 exons. The coding region runs from base 197 to 1687 and encodes 496 amino acids. The record is from RefSeq and is a predicted model, not a curated record. Gene Ontology annotation, molecular function: protein disulfide isomerase activity. Gene Ontology annotation, biological process: protein folding; response to endoplasmic reticulum stress. NCBI's taxonomy places the organism in Eukaryota, Metazoa, Chordata, Actinopteri, Anabantiformes, Osphronemidae. Gene Ontology annotation, cellular component: cell surface; endoplasmic reticulum.